CCCUCCCCCCGAAGUUUGCUGGGUCCGCCGGCAGCCCCUCCCCUAGCGGCCGCGGCGAGCUCCCUCCCCGGCUCCUCCAUCCCCUAGCGGCGGGCCGGGGGCGGCUUCACCGUCGCGGGGCGGAUCCAGGGGGUGGGGUGGCGGCCGAGGUGGGGCCAGCCCACUCUCGUCGACGCGCGGGCGCCAGCUCCUAGCGUGGAGAGGAGGGAGGGUGGGGCAGCCGGAGGGUGGACGGCCGCCAGCGACAUCUGCCCCCCUCGAUUCCUCCCUCCCGGCGAGCAGGGUGCUUCCCUUUGGUCCUCGUCACGGGCGCCCCUGGAGCUCGCCACCGCCCCCUGCCUCCUCGCCACCCGCCCUAGAGCUCGCGGCCGCCGCUGGAGGGAGGAGCAGGGGCGGCGGCCGCCGAGGACGAGGCGGCGGUGGCCGAGGACGCGACGGCGUCCUACGCCCCUCCCUCUCCCUUCCAUCUCGCGCGCCCCUCCCUCUCGCGAGCAGGCGACGGCCGCGCGGUGGGGCGGAUGCGGCCGAUGGCGCGCGUCUCCUCCAUCCCCCUUCUUCCCCGGCAUGCGGCCUUCAUCCCCCAGCUCGCAGCGGUGGGCGUACGCACGGGCGGGCCGUGGAGGCGGCGCCCGACAAACGCGGAGCGGCGCGCGCGGGAGGGCGUCGCGGCACGGCGGAAGUGGGGCGGCAUGCGCGGAGGCGAAGGCUGAGAGGCGUGUGCGUCGAGGCUCCUCCCUCCUCCUGCGCGAGCCUCUCCCAUGGCGGCCUCGAGUACGCCUCCCUGGUGGCCUCGAGCGCGCCAGCCAUGGCGGCCUCGAGCUCCACCGCCGCCUCGACGAGAUCCACCCCGUCCAGCACGCCGGCCGCCUACGUCCCUCGCUAAUUCCUCCUCUCCGGCUGCAGGCCUCCCUCCUCGGAGCCGGCUCCCUCCCGGCGGCGGCGAUGGCAUCCGAACGGGCGCGCGACGCCGCAAUCGUCCUUGCGAGGGCUAUUGUGGUCAUUAAAAGUGUUAUCCCCAUCCAAACCUGAUACAUGCGAAACAUAAGAAAGGGAAUACCAUCACAUAUCCUUUUCCGUUAACCUACCG
Panicum virgatum (switchgrass) is the source of this 1087-nucleotide messenger RNA. RefSeq lists its product as uncharacterized. NCBI's taxonomy places the organism in Eukaryota, Viridiplantae, Streptophyta, Magnoliopsida, Poales, Poaceae. The record is from RefSeq and is a predicted model, not a curated record. The coding region runs from base 565 to 1029 and encodes 154 amino acids. The transcript is spliced from 2 exons.